AAAAAAAACAAAAGUCAUUUUACGUGAAUUUGAGUUUGGUUUGGUUGUUGAAUUUAGAUUUAAUUUUAUACAAAUAAUAAAUAAAAUGCCUGCCGGAUCUUCAACAGCAGACCCUCUAAGGGAAAAAGCUUUUCAAGAUUAUAGAAAGAAGCUCAUGGAACAUAAAGAAGUAGAGUCUAGGCUCAAAGAUAUGCGAGAACAAUUGAAAGACCUCACCAAACAGUAUGACAAGAGUGAGAAUGACCUGAAAGCCCUCCAAAGUGUCGGCCAGAUCGUUGGAGAAGUACUGAAACAGCUCACUGAAGAGAAAUUCAUAGUAAAGGCGACCAACGGCCCCCGCUAUGUGGUCGGGUGCCGGCGACAGCUCGACAAGGCCAAGCUGAAGGGGGGUACCCGGGUGGCGCUCGACAUGACCACACUGACUAUCAUGAGGCAUCUGCCAAGAGAGGUGGACCCGCUAGUGUACAACAUGAGUCACGAGGACCCUGGUGAUGUCACGUACUCGGCCAUCGGAGGCCUGCAGGAGCAGAUCCGGCAGCUCAGAGAGGUCAUCGAGCUACCUCUCCUAAACCCGGAGUUGUUUGUGCGCGUCGGCAUCACCCCACCUAAAGGCUGCCUGCUGUACGGGCCGCCCGGGACCGGCAAGACCUUGUUAGCCAGGGCCGUGGCCUCGCAGUUGGAUGCUAACUUUUUGAAGGUGGUAUCGUCAGCCAUAGUGGACAAGUACAUCGGUGAAUCGGCUCGUCUCAUCCGCGAGAUGUUCAACUACGCGCGCGACCAUCAGCCCUGCAUCAUAUUCAUGGAUGAGAUUGAUGCCAUCGGCGGUCGUCGUUUCUCCGAGGGCACGAGUGCGGACCGCGAGAUCCAGCGCACGCUCAUGGAGCUGCUGAACCAGAUGGACGGCUUCGACUCACUGGGACAGGUGAAAAUGAUCAUGGCCACCAACCGGCCCGACACGCUGGACCCCGCUUUGCUAAGACCCGGCAGACUGGACCGCAAGAUAGAGAUACCGCUGCCGAAUGAACAGGCCCGACUGGAGAUCCUAAAGAUCCACGCCCAGCCCAUAGCCAAGCACGGCGAGAUGGACUACGAAGCGGUGGUGAAGCUGUCGGACACGUUCAACGGAGCUGAUCUACGCAACGUUUGCACCGAGGCGGGAUUGUUCGCUAUACGGGCGGAGCGGGAGUAUAUUAUACAGGAGGAUCUAAUGAAGGCUGUAAGGAAAGUGGCUGACAACAAGAAACUCGAGAGCAAGUUGGACUACAAACCUGUCUAAAAACGUAUUUACUACUUAAUAAUAUAUAUGUCUUCAAUAUUAUAACUAUGUUUAUGUUCUUAGGUUUGUCUCAAAUAUUAACGCAGUAUUGAAUAGGCAGGUACAGUUCAGUAAUAUGGGUUAAUAUUUGACGCAAAUAUUUGAUGAAAUUAUGAUUUUUGUGUACUGCUCUAGCCUGUAAAAAUAAGAUAAUAAAACCUUGGAUUUCCA
Plutella xylostella (diamondback moth) is the source of this 1486-nucleotide messenger RNA. It is a transcript of the gene Rpt4, whose product is annotated as Regulatory particle triple-A ATPase 4. Lineage: Eukaryota; Metazoa; Arthropoda; Insecta; Lepidoptera; Plutellidae. Gene Ontology annotation, molecular function: ATP binding; ATP hydrolysis activity. The record is from RefSeq and is a predicted model, not a curated record.